AUGCAUACACCAGAGUCAUCACCUCCUCGCUUAAAUAGUCCAGCCCCUUCAGACCAAGAUCAAGUUAUUCCAAUAGCUUGGAGACGAAUUCACGGGCGGCCCUACAGGGUAUCGAGGGAGCCAAAUAGCUCCUGUGUUGUGACUUUCUGCGACGCGAGUCCAACGGUACACCGCGCCGCACCGCAGCAACGCCGACUCGCCGACGGUGUGACAUGUGGGCAGUAG
Arctia plantaginis is the source of this 225-nucleotide messenger RNA. NCBI's taxonomy places the organism in Eukaryota, Metazoa, Arthropoda, Insecta, Lepidoptera, Erebidae. The record is from the annotation of a GenBank genome assembly.